AUGGAUCAUGGAAAGGCAAUCGUCGAUGGUGGGGUGUCAGUUGAGGGUACUAGUGGGUUACUUCCCCACGAGAAGUUGAAGGCCGAGUCAGAGCUCUCUGACUCGGAAGGCAAUCUGGAACCAACGACCCCACUCAGCCUCUCUGAACGGGAUGAAGAAGACGAGGAUGUGGAAUCCGAGGUGGAGCCCGAAGAAGAUUAUCCUGAGGAGGAGCCCGAAGAAGAUCCUGAGGAGGAGCCCGAAGAAGACCCCGAGGAGGAAUCCGAGGGAAAUCACGUGGAGUACCAUGCGGAGCAAAGAUACGAAACGUUCCAUAUGCCUUAUGUGGAGUACACGCCAACUAGUCCUGGUACCUACUGGGAGCGACUUUAUAAAGAUGAAAUGCCACAGGCACAGCUCGAGAUUCACAGUUUAAAAAGAAAGAUUGAAGAGAUAGAUGAACAUAGGUCAAGGCUCGUACAGGAGAACCAAAUAAGGGUUGAUGCUGCUAUGAAAAGUAAACGCAAGAUACAAAGGUUGGAACAGGAGGUGUCAGAGCUAAGGAAACUGACUAUCACUAAGUUGUGGGAAGGGUUUGUGGCUUGGGCAAAACAAGCCAAGGCCACGACUUACGGAUUACUAGAUAAGGUGGUUGGAAGAGAACCACCUCAGGCCGAGGUGUUGGUCAUUCAAAGUGGUCCCGGAGAUCGAAAAGCUAAAAAGAUAAGGAAGUACUUGAAGGAGGGAAAGAGAAUAUUGAAAUAUGAUGACAUCGUUUUUAAAAAUUAG
This is a messenger RNA of Lactuca sativa (garden lettuce), 768 nucleotides long. The record is from RefSeq and is a predicted model, not a curated record. NCBI's taxonomy places the organism in Eukaryota, Viridiplantae, Streptophyta, Magnoliopsida, Asterales, Asteraceae.